Temnothorax curvispinosus is the source of this 5356-nucleotide messenger RNA. RefSeq lists its product as uncharacterized. The transcript has 7 exons. Bases 270 to 4157 code for a protein of 1295 amino acids. The record is from RefSeq and is a predicted model, not a curated record. Lineage: Eukaryota; Metazoa; Arthropoda; Insecta; Hymenoptera; Formicidae.
GUUAUUUGCACGCCCCUCUCUUUCUUCCUCUUCUCAAGUGACGUUUUCAUGACGCUCGUGACGCGUUCAAUAAGCAUCGGCCUUUAAACUGACAACGCCAGUAGAAGGUGGAAGAACUCCCAGAAGACCCGCGAAAGGAGUACCGUGUUUACGUUACGCAGGUCACAAGUUUCAAAUCACUCCUGACGAAACGGACAACGUUUGCACGAUAAUAACGCGGGUAUAGUACGUGGGAUUUUAGUGAAACCGAGAAUUUUACGCUCCGAGAGAUGAACGGGACGCAGGCAAAAAUUGUUACGUGGACGGAACUGAUACAGUCGGAGAAACUGCGGGAGGUGUUGGAGGAUGUUCAGAUGACUAUCCGCGUCCGACCGGACAGCAAGCUGAACGACGGUAUAUUUAGAUUGCUAUUACGCUUAUGUCGUGUGGCGGACAAAUGUAAUAAGCAGAACUGCGAGACCGGGAGAGAUAUCGCCAAAUUAGCCAAAUUGCUUUGCUCAUUGUUGAUCGAGGUACCUGAUGACAACAACUUCGUCAAAGCUCUGUUCAAAAUUGUUCACUGCUUAAUUACUUUUAAUCUGUACGAGGACGCGGCGGAGAUAUGUGGUUAUUUGCAACCUGGCAAUUUGUACAAUCCUCAAGACGACACCAGGAAUCUUCUGAUAAAAGUGUUGUCCUUAUGGCGUGUCUUAGUUAACGACAUAUAUCUCACUCUUACGAAUAAAUCUUUGAACUUAGAGAGUUAUAAUAAACUGAAAAGUGUCAUAAAGCACGAAAUGAAAAUGACGCAGAUAGCAUAUAAAGAUUAUACGAGCCAUUUGAUUGUGGAGAUGGGCAAACAUUUAGAUAGAAUAUCAGCUACUGAUAAAGGCAAGGAAUAUUUUGAUGAUUUUUGUAAAUUUACAUUGGAGUACUUGUCAGGAGUGCAGUUAUAUUUAGACAAAGAUGAGAAAUACAUAAUAUAUUGUCGUAUACUUUGCAUCAUAUGUCGUGUGAUAUGUAGGACAGUUAAUGCAACUGGUAUUAAAUCUACGAUAAAAACGUUAGAUGAAUUAUGUAGUUAUUUCGAGACUCUCCUGGCGAAAGACGAGGAAUGCUGCCAGUGCUUUCGACAAUUUCGAAGCUUGUGUACGAGUCUUUUAGUGCCAAUGGAAAAUCUUGUCGAUAGUGCCAAAAAUAUAGAAAAUAUUAUUUAUCAUAACUUAAACAUCGCGCAGAAGUACGGAUAUGAGGGAGGUCUUAAAUGGAAUGCAAUCAGUAUUAUGGAGAUAGUUGAGCCCACGUUCACUUACUGGGAAAAGUGUGUGGAAACUAACAAGCACAUGCUCGAUCGUUUGCUUGACACUGGCAUCUUCCCAAAACUAAUGAAUUUAUUCAUACAUAUGCAUGCAGAUGAGUUUUACAACAAGCAAGUGUCGAUCAAAUGCAAGUGGUGCCUGGACAAACAGUGUACAGUUAAGAGGGAUUUAUACAAUGCUAUAGCGAUGAAAUGUAAAUGCGCCAGUUUAGUGUGUAAAUUUCCUGUUAAAACUUUGCCAGCAGAAGUGUGCGCUGUUACUCGAAAAAUCUUGGAGCAAAACGUUGAAUUGAUUAUUCGUGAAAUGAAGGAAAGCGAAUGUAAGCGCUGGACACAAUCGUGGAAUAUUUGUCGUAAUUUAAUUUAUAAUAUAGGCGUACUGUCCGAACACGUAUACGAGGAAAGCGUGAAUUCUUUUUCCUUUUUAUGUACUUGUAUCAUUCAAAUCGAAGGAAUCGAAUCAAGCUCUAUGGAUCUUGAAAAUUCCAAAAAUCUUGAAAAUGUUCUUUCUUUUGCAUUGCGCAGAUUAAGCGUUGUGCAUUAUAGAAACAAUAUGUAUAGGAAAGCUGUGACUGUGUGUGCAUUGAAUGGCCUGUUAACUUUUAAUCAGUCGAACACAAAAGCUUUUCAGACAUGGAUAAAUAUUAAGAAAAAUGCUCCCGAAGAUGUUGCAAACUUAACUAUGCUGAAGUGCUUGACAAAUGAUAAAGACGAGAUAAAGAAUGAACUGGGAUUUUCAAUCGAUAUUUCCAAAUAUGACUUGACUGCCUUGUGUUUGAGGGAGGCAACAAUUUUGUUGGAAGAACAGAUCACAUUUACAAAUGGCGUGGCUGCAGUUCUGGAAAAACUUAGGAAGCUACAGCCAAGUAAUCAGUAUGCACACACGGUGCAGUUAUUAGGAUAUUAUUUUUUAGGUUUGAACUAUGACAGCUCUAUUCUAAAAUAUCAUGAGCAAGCUAUACACGAUUUGAAGCAAAAUAAGUCGAAUUCUGUGGCUGUUCUGUGCUUGAAAGCUAAUUUAAGCCUUUUUAUGUUUGUGGAGGAGUUGCAUAUAAUGAAUAAGGAAACUCACUUGGAAAUGGAAAAUACAAAAUUUGCUCUAUGCGCCCCCAAGCUACGAGAACUAGCCGAAACCAAAUCUCCGAAUGUAAUUCCUGGUUAUACUAUGAUAAACGUUAAAAAGGAUACCAACCUUAUGUUGUGUCUACAAAAGAGUUUGAAGAAUUGGAAGCAACUGUUUAAAUACCAUUUUAAAAAAAUUGUCAAGGAUUGGGAACCUAAACUUAUACUUCGCAUGCUAAUAACAGCUGGUGAAUAUGCCCGGUUAUAUCGGUAUGAAGAUUGCGAAGCUGAAGUAUGGACAUUGGCAUAUAAGUUAGCAUCAGAAAUAGACGAUCAUACAAUUAUUUAUAUUACAGGUCGUUGCAUAUCAUUGAGACAAAUCAAUUAUGAUUGGAUUACUACUGCUAAAGAAUAUGUUAGAAAAUACAGAGAUUCUGAGGACGAAGAUGUAAUUGGUGCCAUUGCUAUCUUUUGGAUAAGUUUAGCGGAUCUUUAUUUUGAAUGUGGAAAGUUUGAUGACGCUAAGCAAUUACUUACUGAAGCUAGAAAUCUUCCAGGAAUUUCAUUUCUUGCUAAUAAAUCCGUGUAUCUGUUAAGUUUAGAUGUUAUUAUACGCAACAGCCAUUUUUAUAUUGUGGAACAUGAGGAUUAUAACUUGUACAUUGAGGAAAAUCGGCUUACAGCGAGGAGCUUAAAUCAAGAUCUGUUGACGAAAAAAUGGACAAAUCAAGUUACAUAUCUUUUCAGUUACGAUGUACUUUUUACUACUGGAGUUAAUUUAUCCUUAAGAAUAAACAGUCUAUUAUCUUUUCGUGGUAUUAGCCCGGAUUUAGUGCGACUCUUAAAGUCAGCACAGAGCUUAAAUGCGAUGCUACGUACUGCCGAACUAUUGAAAUCGCUUUGUUAUAUUGAUCUGUCACGUUUACAACUGGACGAUUGCGAGGUAAAGCUGCAGGGCCUCGAGCACAUGUUGAACAUCGAGACGUUUCAGUUGUCGAUGGAGUCCAAGUCCGUUGAAGCACCAUUCACUUAUCUCGCAGUGACUCCCACGAAGAUCGGAGAUCCUGUCAGAGAUAUGUCGCAGUAUGGCGCUUCCCCAGAGCUCGGGAAGAAAGUGUUUGACUUGCCGAAAUUCACAUUGCACACAGAUUGCGACUGCUACAAGUGCGGCAACGUUUCGUAUCAGUACAUGGUAUUUGCCACCACUUACAUCAGAGCGCAGCUAUAUGCCUUGCAAAAUCACACCGCGGCAGCGCUCGACCACUUCCACGGCGCUUUUGAAAUAAGGCGGAAACUAUUCGAAGAAGAAAAAUCAGUUCUGCCUGAAAACUGGCCUUGUGACGAAAUCGGUGUGAAGCGAUUUUCUUGGCAAAUACGUUUCUACAUUAUCGAUUAUAUACAGUUAUUGAUCGAUUUUUGUUACUUUCUGAAAACAAAGAUAGCAUCGAGACAAAAGGAUGCGUUUGAUAUUACCAAUUUAGCGAUCAAUAUAUGCUGCAAGUAUACAUUAGAGAGACAUCCCGUCUAUAAAACGGCUAAGGAAUUAGCAUUUGACAAUGAAUUCGAACUGGUAUUAGAGUCUUCAGACUUUAGUUCAAAGUUUAUGGUUCCGCAGCCACAUGACAUUGAUACAAGUGACCACGUAAAAAUCCCGUUUGAUCCAAGCAUUUGUGUCACGCCAUCCGUUCGGAAUCAACGUGCCAAGAAACCUGCUUCAAUUCGACGUAGAAAGAACCCAGUAGCUUUGAAGAUAACUAAAGUUAAUAUGAUUUGGAAUGAUGAUGAAGACAAAAAUUAAUGAUUAUUAUUUAUAAAGUAUAAUAAAAAAGAAGUUCAAACCCUGAAUUUAAUUUCCAUCCAUUCGAAAUAAUUUAUAAGCAAUAUAAGCAUGUAAACCCUACAUUUUUUAAAUACAAUAUAAUAUAAUACAAUAAGAUGCAUCUUCGAUUAUUUAUAAAAUGGACUUUUAUGUAAAAAUAAUUAUUUUGUUAUGCUAUGGAAUAUACGCAGUAGUUUUUUGUCAAAACUAUCUGCAUCUUACAAAAUUCUAUACAACAAAUUACUACUAUAGAUGGUUUCUACAUUAAUACAACGUUUUUACGAUGGUUUUUCUUUUUGGCACUUUCUGACACUGGAUCUUGUCAUUCUUGUCAGUCGUUUUUAACCGAGUUCUUCAUCAUUUACAAGUAUUUUGGGACAUUUACUUCGUAAAUUUUUAGGUUCAUUCACUGUGUGUCCGCGUUUUCUAUACUUUCUUUCAAUGUUCUGGUCUUAAAGAAUUUUCGUUAUGUAUUUCUGAGAAAUCUGGUUUUCUGAUUUAUUAACUUUUUCAGGUUUUUUUAUCAGCGUAGAAGAAUCGCUAUUUUCAUUUGUCUUUUCUUUUAUUGCCAUGUCAUUCAGUAACUCUAUGGCCUGAUCUAUAUUUUUAUUAUAAUCAGCGACUGUCAAUUGCUUCGUAUCUUUAAUGCUUUUUCUUGUCUUUGAUUUAAUUUUGAGAUUCCCUACAUUUUCUAUUAAUUUAUCAAUAUUUUCUAUCGUGGCAGGUAAAUCAGUCUUGUCUAUCAAGUUCAUCAAACUCUUCGAUAUAUCUAAACUAAAGACGUCAUUUUAAUCAUAAUGUCUCUUGUUGAUUUCUUUUGCGUACUGUUUCUAGUUUCAUUCAAAUUUUCCAAUUUUUUUGUCUCUUUCGACACAGAGUCUUCCAUAUUUAAACUAACUACACGUCAUCCGCCAAGUCUUCUUCCAAAAUUUUUCUUCUUACUAAAUUUGUACGCGACUUGAUUUUUCUAUUCGAAUACGUAGGUGGUGGUGACAAACUAUCGUCAUCUGACAUUAUAUUGUAUUUAAAUAAAUGUAGGGUUUACAUGCUUAUAAAAUAUUUCGAAUGGAUGGAAAUUAAAUUCAGGAUUUAAACUUCUUUUUUAUUAUACUUUAUAAAUAAUCAGUGAUUUUGUUUCAUGCAAAUACUUUAUGAACUGUGUUGACACUAUAUUUAGU